This is a messenger RNA of Hippopotamus amphibius kiboko, 1176 nucleotides long. It is a transcript of the gene RIMKLA, whose product is annotated as ribosomal modification protein rimK like family member A. The record is from RefSeq and is a predicted model, not a curated record. Bases 1 to 1176 code for a protein of 391 amino acids. The transcript is spliced from 5 exons. Gene Ontology annotation, biological process: protein modification process. Gene Ontology annotation, cellular component: cytoplasm. Gene Ontology annotation, molecular function: ligase activity, forming carbon-nitrogen bonds; ATP binding; metal ion binding. Lineage: Eukaryota; Metazoa; Chordata; Mammalia; Artiodactyla; Hippopotamidae.
AUGUGCUCCCAGCUCUGGUUCCUGACGGACCGGCGCAUCCGCGAGGACUACCCGCAGGUGCAGAUCCUGCGCGCCCUCCGGCAGCGCUGCUCCGAGCAGGACGUGCGCUUCCGGGCGGUGCUCAUGGACCAGAUCGCCGUCACCAUCGUCGGCGGCAACCUCGGCCUGCAGCUGAAUCAGAAGGCACUCACCACGUUCCCAGACGUGGUGCUUGUCCGGGUGCCCACACCCUCAGUGCAGUCGGACAGCGACAUCACUGUCCUGCGACACCUGGAGAAGUUGGGCUGCCGCUUAGUCAAUCGUCCACAGAGCAUUCUAAACUGCAUCAACAAAUUCUGGACAUUCCAGGAGCUGGCUGGACAUGGGGUCCCCAUGCCCGACACCUUCUCCUAUGGUGGGCAUGAAGACUUUUCAAAAAUGAUCGAUGAAGCCGAGCCACUGGGCUACCCCGUCGUGGUGAAGAGCACGCGUGGACACCGGGGAAAAGCUGUUUUUCUAGCAAGAGAUAAACACCACCUCUCAGACAUCUGCCACGUGAUCCGCCACGAUGUGCCCUACCUGUUCCAGAAGUAUGUGAAGGAGUCCCACGGAAAGGAUAUCCGGGUGGUGGUAGUAGGCGGCCGGGUGAUAGGUUCUAUGCUACGCUGCUCCACAGAUGGACGGAUGCAGAGCAACUGUUCUCUCGGUGGUGUGGGCGUCAUGUGCCCGCUGACAGAACAAGGCAAACAGCUGGCUAUCCAGGUGUCCAACAUCCUGGGCAUGGACUUCUGUGGCAUCGAUCUCCUCAUCAUGGACGAUGGUUCCUUUGUGGUGUGCGAGGCAAAUGCCAACGUGGGUUUCCUAGCCUUCGACCAGGCAUGCAACUUAGAUGUGGGCGGGAUCAUCGCGGACUACACCAUGUCCUUGCUGCCCAACAGGCAGACCGGGAAGAUGGCCGUCCUCCCAGGACUGUCUAGUCCCAGGGAGAAGAAAGAGCCAGACGGCUGUGCUUCAGCUCAGGGAGUCGCAGAGAGCGUCUACGCCAUCAACAGCGGGUCUACCUCUAGCGAGAGCGAGCCUGAACUGGGAGAGAUCCGGGGGUCCUCAGCCAGCACGGCGGGGGCCCCGGCCCCCAUGCUGCCCGACCCCAGCUACAACAUUAACACCAGGAUUGCUUCAGAAUUAAAACUUAAGUGA